Rosa chinensis is the source of this 1593-nucleotide messenger RNA. RefSeq names its product charged multivesicular body protein 7. Gene Ontology annotation, cellular component: multivesicular body; ESCRT III complex; cytoplasmic side of plasma membrane. The record is from RefSeq and is a predicted model, not a curated record. Gene Ontology annotation, biological process: late endosome to vacuole transport via multivesicular body sorting pathway; vesicle budding from membrane. Lineage: Eukaryota; Viridiplantae; Streptophyta; Magnoliopsida; Rosales; Rosaceae.
GUUUUGUUUGAAUUCUGAGAAGUAGUUGGUUUCAGCAAAAGCAGAAACGGAAAAAUGGAAGAGAGCGAGAAAGUGAGAGAGUGGAUCAGGAAGGAAGUUCAAGAUUGGGAUGACGAAUUGGUUUGCAGAGCCCGAUUCAAAGCCUUCAGUGGCCAACGAUCCGAUUGGGAACCCAUUUACCUCUUCUGGAGAAACUUGAUUCUCACCAUCGCUCGGCAAUUAGGCCUCUUCAUCAUCCGACCCUCUCACCUAAAGACCCAUUGGUUCAAUCGAGGAGGACUCACUCCCUUAUGCCUCGACGACGUUUUGUUUGUGAUGUACAAUGAAGGUGAAAUUGUGCCCACUGUGGAUGUUGCGGACCCCACUUCGGGUCGUCUCUCCCAGAUUUUCAGAAGAGUCACCAGCUCCGUGCUUGGCCUUGCUUCAUCAACCCCAACUCCUCAGCUUCUUGUGUCCCAUGAGCGUCUCGUUCUUACCCCACUUCUCAAGGAUAAAGCUGUUCAAAUUGUGGAAGGUUUGUCGGAAUGCCAUUGGAAUUCUUGGUGCAUUGUCACCAUGAAGAGGUUCCGGGACUUGUGUGGAGGACCCUUUGAAGGUUCUGCAAUCUUGUCUCACUUGUCUGCGCAAGGCAAGGCGCGGUAUCUCUCACUUCCCAACAGGGGAGACUUAUUCGAGGGUGUGAAAGUUUCCAUUUCAGCAUCUUCUGUUCCUAGUGUUUCAAGUUUAGAUCGUGAUGUUUUGCACUUGAAUUGGACGAGAGAGAGACUUCAACAACAACUUGAUGUAAUUGACCGCCGCUGUGAAACGUUAAGAAAAUCAGCAUUAGCUUGUUUGCAUUCCGGAAACAAGAAAGUGGCUCUGCGGCAUGCAAGGGAGUUGAAGUUGGCGAAUGAGAGUAGAGAAAAAUGUGCAAACUUCUUGAACAGAGUGGUGGAAGUGCUUGAUUUUAUCGCAAAUGCUGAAUUGACAAAGAAGGUUUCUGAAGCCAUCCAAAUUGGAGCUAAAGCUAUAAAGGAAAAUAGGAUUAGUAUGGAAGAAGUCGAAGAUAGCCUACAAGAAAUUGAGGAGAGCAUUGAUACAUUAAAGCAAUUAGAAAAUGUUAUAGAAUCAACCCUGUACUCAGUUACGGAUGAUGAAGAAAAUAUCGAAGAGGAGUUCAAGAAACUAGAACUGGAUAUUGGACUUGAAAACCAUCACGAACCAAUCCAGGAAACCGAGAUUAAUAAUGCAGUAGAAACAGACAUUUCAGAAUCUGCUGAAGCGUUGAUAGAUUCUUUAUCAAAUCUCAAGCUCGUGGAUGGUGGUCAAGCAAGGAUACCAGCAGUUCACAGCACUGCCUCGACAGCAAGAAACAACAAAACAAAAGGUCCUGAGCUAGCAACUGCCUAACUAACAUAUUCUGGAUACCAGAAUCAAUUUAUAAUCAUAUUGCUAAUGUGGUCAAUAUAAUCAAUUCACAUUACUAGUUUCAUAGGGUUUGUACAUAUGUAAACACGUAGUCCAACCAUUUCCAAAAUUGUUGACAAAAUUAGUUUUGUUUAUUGAAAAUUGAGAAAUGAGAUUUAUUCACCUCUAGAUUAGUUAUUGAAUCGA